Messenger RNA from Microstroma glucosiphilum, 612 nucleotides. RefSeq lists its product as hypothetical. NCBI's taxonomy places the organism in Eukaryota, Fungi, Basidiomycota, Exobasidiomycetes, Microstromatales, Microstromataceae. Bases 1 to 612 code for a protein of 203 amino acids. The record is from RefSeq and is a predicted model, not a curated record. The transcript has 4 exons.
AUGCCAAAGGGCAACUUCCUCGUACUCCGGAGAUCAGAUCUAAGUCCACUGAUGGCUGCUCAGACCACACAUCAGUACUUUGACCGGUCAGGCAUACUGCGAACACUGGGUGCGAUGUCCGCUGAGCUAGAUACCAACUUUGCACGGAGGGUGAGACAAAGGGACACAGCCUGCUGCAUCACUGGACGUACCAAAGCAGCGUGCGGUGAUGAUUGGAUGACAUUCGCAGCGGUCCACAUCUUCCCACCAGAAUACAUCGCCAUGUGGAAGGCAGAAGGAGCGGGCGAUUUGGUUGAAGAUGACGGGCCUGGUCAGGGAGAGGCAAGGAUCGACUCGGUACAGAACGGUCUCUUGAUGCAAUGGACUGAAGCGGUACACUGGGAGCUUCACAACAUCACCGUUGACGUGGACGAUGAUUACGCCAUCAUCGAUUUCACCCAGUCCGGGGAGUAUGCUGGGCGUAGGCUGAUCAUGGACCGCAGUGUGGAGGGCAAGCUCCAGCCACUGGACGCCCUACUACAGGGGCACUACUUGCAGAGCAUUCUUGCAAAUCUAAGAGGCCCGGGGAAAGGAGUCCCUGCCUCCAUGACCCUUGCUGAGGGCCAGCACUGA